Messenger RNA from Linnemannia hyalina, 5313 nucleotides. The record is from the annotation of a GenBank genome assembly. Lineage: Eukaryota; Fungi; Mortierellomycota; Mortierellomycetes; Mortierellales; Mortierellaceae.
AUGUCAUUGUUCUCUUCGUCGCCUUAUGGCAACCCGCCGAACCAACUAUUAAGUUCCCUCAGACACCAUGCAGCAGGUGGCGCCAGCACCGAUGGCCUCGAUCAGCAGCAAGCCGCUCAGAAUGUCGACGACAGGUCAAGCUACGCAAGUGACACCGGCUCUGUUACUUUACCUGGUUCAUCGAGGUUCGGGUUCCGGAUGCGUGUCAAGCAAUUCUUCAAGAGGGAGCACAAAGACCAGGAUGCUGUCACGCCUCCUCAUGCGGAUGCUACGCCUUCAUCUGUUGGUCCUACGUGGAACAUCAACACUGCCUCUCCUGCUGUCCAUGACUCUCCUGUGGCCUUGGUCCCACUCCCUCAUACUCAGUCUAGUGGUAAACUCUCCGCCGCCGCGCCCCCUGUUCAAGUUACAACUAGCGCAACAAGCAUUGCCCUCACCUCUACCGGUACGACCAGCUCGGCUACUGUCCCAACUAUCCGGGUUCACUCAGACCCUCCCACGUCUGGACCACUCCGAUUAGACAUUUUUCCCAGUAAUGUUCCUAUGCCGUCUCUUAUAACCGACCUGCCUGAGUCUGGUAGUCGUAUCGACAAGACCACACAGCUCGCCUAUUGCUACAGCCUGCUUAAUAGGGCUCACUUGCUGUCAUCGUCCUCGUCUGUCUCGGAUAACGAUGAUGGCGUCCCGGACCAGCCCCUCGACGCGAAAGAGCGUGAAUGGAUUCAGAAGGUCGGGUCCGUCGAACAAGAACAUCUCCGCCAGCUCAUCCAAAAGCUGGUCGUUGAUUUCUCCGAGGACACGAUAAAGGAAUACGAUGCCGUCUCCGAGGUCGUGCUUCUUGGCCCUGUGCUCGACCAAGAGACAUACCGUGCCUUGCUCUCCUGCUUUAUUUCGAAGCUUGAGCAGACGACUCUCCUCGAUCUCAGCCUCCUCCAGGGGCUGAUUCAAGUGCUCCAGUGUGCAUCCACCGGAUACGUAGUCGACGACGAUCUGGUCAGGAUCGCCACUGUUCUAUCCAAGAGGUUGGGUGGAACUCAUAGGGACACCAAUGACCAUGUCUCAUAUCUGACAUGGGUGCUUGGUCGAGUUCUGGAUGUGAUGGUGGCGGGUAAGGUCAAGGACCUAAACCGUGAUCGAGACCACCGGCCGAUGCUCCAGCUGUUGGACGGCUUGAAGGGUAGUGACAACGCCUACGUCAAGUAUCAGGCCGGAUAUUCAUACCAGGCUUUGCAAUAUGCGCCUGACGACGAGACUCCACUCCAGACUGCCUGGAGAUAUGCUCAGGUGGCAGCGGCAGGCGCAUCAGCUGUGUCGAGUGUCUUUAAACUAGACCCUGUGGGGCUGCUUGAAGGUCUUCAAAAGAUCGGAGAAGGUGCGGUCGAGGGCACCAAGGCCAUCCGCGAAGGCGCUGGAAUUGUUGUCAGGGCGUCUGAAAAACGAUUCGAAUACAUGGAGAAGCGUUCUUGGUACCUGGCCCUCAAAGGAACUGCGCUCUUCAUCCAACAGGGGCGACUGUCGGACUUCAACCAGAUUGUCAGCCAAGCGCCUUGUCGAUACAAUGUCAACUUUCAAUGGGGGGUUUGUCGCCAGCUCGGGGAGAUCGCCACCAAUCCGCUCUGGGACACCAGUAUGCGUCAACAGGCUGUGAAGUUUCUGGGAGAGCUGUACCGGAGCGAUAUCGACUGGAUACCACAUGGUGAUGUCAAGCGAUGGAUCCUCACCAUCUUGGUCCAGAUCUCGACGAUGCCAGACCUUUCCAUCAGGAGUCGUGCUUCCGAGCUCUUAGAUAGCCUGAGACAGGACGGUGCCACCGAGUUCCCAGGAUCCUACCCUUUGAGUACUCGUCUUCCUCUUCCCGCGGCCUUCCCGCUCCUGACCCGAGUUCAGAGCAUCCCGCAAGUCGAGUACAAGCUGCAAACCUUGAAGAUGCGGAGGUUGAACGAUUACAAACAGGCCGUGUACAUCCCUCCAAUGGCCAAGCCUAGCCUCCCAGCCCCCGACGACAAGCUAUUCCCUCUGAUGAAGAAUGUGGAAGAGUUCCUGGCGGGAGAAGGCCAAGUCAUGUUGAUCCUGGGCGACUCGGGAGCGGGGAAAUCGACCUUCAACCGACACUUGGAGAACCAACUCUGGCAAGAUUACAAGACCGGCGAUCGAAUCCCUCUUUUCAUCAGUUUGCCAUCCCUCGAGCGACCUGAGAGGAAACUUGUUGUCGAACAGUUGAGGCUCCUUGGCUUUUCAGAGGAGCAGACCAUGGAGUUGAAGGAGCAUCGGCAUUUCAUAUUGAUAUGCGAUGGGUACGAUGAGAGCCAGCUCACGACCAAUCUCCACACCACCAACUAUCUCAAUCAAGAUGGACAAUGGAGCGCCAAACUGAUUAUCACCUGCAGGACCCAGUACCUCGGACCCAAUUAUCACAGCAACUUUAUGCCUCAAAACGGUAGCCAUUACGAUCGCCCUACUCUCAAAUUAUUUCAAGAAGCGGUUAUAGCCCCUUUCUCCAAGGUCCAAAUCGAGGACUAUGUCGAACACUAUGUCCCUCUGGAGCCACGGACCUGGGUUAAGAAGGACUACAUGGACAAGCUCACGACGAUCCCCAACUUGUUGGACCUGGUCAAGAACCCCUUUCUAUUGACCCUCUGUCUAGAGGCUCUUCCCAGCGUCGUUAAGGGAAAGAUCGAUCUAUUAAGGCUUCGCGUCACUCGAGUGCAGCUCUACGACAACUUUGUCGAGCAUUGGCUGGGAGUGAACAAGCGUCGUCUCGAGCGCCAAAAGUUGAGCGGCGAUGCACUGGCGGCGUAUGACGAGCUAAAUGAGGAAGGGUUUGAGAUGAAUGGGCUCAAGUUUCAACAGGACCUGGCAGCUGCCAUUUUCACCCAGCAGGAGGGCAGACCAGUUGUCGACUAUAUUCACCGACUCGAUAAGUCGUCUUGGAAGGCUAAGUUUUUCCGCCCUAAACCCGAAGAGACCCUUCUCCGUGGUGCCAGCUUGUUAAGUCGAGCUGGUGCUCAGUAUCGCUUUGUCCACCGGUCCGUGUUGGAGUACUUUUACUCCUGCACGAUCUGUCCUUCGGUGAACAAGCAGGAUGAAUUUGGUCCGCAAGUCCAUUUCGACUCUACCUUCACCAAGGUAUCGAUUUCCGACCACCCAUUAUCCAGGACCCUUGUCGCCGAGCCGUCGAUCGUGCAUUUCUUGUCCGAGCGUGUCCCGAUGAAUUUGGAUUUCAAGCAGCAUCUCCACGACAUCAUCGAGCUGUCCAAGACCAACGACCAGGCAUCCCGAGCCGCAGCGAACGCCAUCACUAUUCUGGUGAAAGCUGGGGUUCUAUUCAAUGGAGCUGAUCUUCGAGGCAUCCGUGUUCCAGGAGCCAAUUUGACCGAUGGGCAGUUUGAUUCUGCGCAGCUUCAAUGUUCCGACUUGACAAAAGUCAACUUUGCCAACAGCUGGAUUCGAAAAGUGGAUUUCAGCAAUGCACGAAUGGCGGGAGUACGGUUUGAGGAGCUGCCGUAUUUGGACGUAGACCGCGAGGUGUGGUCGGGCGCAUAUUCACCAGACGGGAAGAUAUUCGGCGUAGGAUUCGAAGGUGGCGAUAUCGGCAUUUACAUGUACGACACCACAUCCUGGAACCGGAUCCACACUCUUCAAGGACAUAGAGACGUUGUUACAGCACUCGCCUUUUUGGAAACCGGCCGACAGCUCCUCGCAAGCAGUUGGGACAAGAUAUGCUCUUGGGAUUGCGAGACGUGGCAGUCUCGUGUUAUUGUGACAGGACACGCCACUAGUUAUUUCUGCUAUGCAUACAAUGUGGCCUUCUCACCUUGUGGUAGAUUUAUCGCCACUGCAGGCGAUGAAGAAGAGUCGCCUGACAUGCUCGAACCUACCUUGUCAUUCAGAUUAUGGGAUAGUAGGACGAGCACGGCGAUUUCUGAGCUGAACGGCCUUGAUAAGGGGAUUCGCAACCUCGCUUUCUCACCCAGUGGGCAGGUGAUUGCAAUUACCUACAUGGACGGUACGACACGGCUAUCUCACACACGCACCGGGCUACCAGGGCUGGCGCUGGAGAGCGAGAAUGGCUCCAUUUGUUGUUGCGCGUAUUCACCAGGUGGCCAACGGAUCGUUUCAGGGCAUAGAGAAGGCAAAAUAACGCUCUGGGAGUCGGCUACUGGCAAGCAAAAACUCUAUUGGGAAGGACACACUGGACCCGUCAGUGCCGUCUCUUAUUCACCAAAUGGCCGAUGGAUUGCCUCCUCCGGCAAGGAUGAUCUGAUCAAGCUAUGGGAUGCACGGUCGGGAUCUUUUGUUUCAGUUUUCCUUGGCAAUACAACAACAGUGAGAAGCCUAGUUUUUGCACCAGACGGGACACAGUUGGCAUCAAUAAGUAGGCUGGAUACACCCAUUCGACUUUGGGAGAUCGAUCCCACCGGAGAAGGACCCUACAUGACGCAUGGCUCCUACGUGACGCAUGGCUCCCCAAUUUCAAGUAUGACUUACUCUCCCGAUGGCCGAUCCCUCGUUUCUGGAAGCAUGGAUGGAACUAUUCGACAAUACGACACAGCCUCGGGUGAUCCUAUUCAAGUUCCCUCGAGUGGUCCUUUUCAAGCAAGGCUUGUCGUCAUCUCACCGGACGGUCGAGUCGCCAGCGCCAGAGAGACCGGCAGUGUAACGAUCUGGGAUGCUGGAACAGGUCUGGUUGACUUUGUCCUCUGCGGUCAUACUGAGACUGUGGAUGCCGUAUCGUUCUCGCCCUGCGGCCAUUGGAUUGCUACCGGCAGUAAUGACAAGUCCAUACGACUAUGGGAUUCUCGUACAGGUCAGCUGUGUCGUACCCUUUCCGGACACACUGAUUGGGUAUCAAGUCUUGGAUUCUCGCCUGAUGGCCUUGCGCUCGUCUCCGGCAGCAUGGAUGGUACCCUACGAAUCUGGGAUACGAGUGCAGGCGAAUCGAGAGUGCUUGUGAGUGUUGAACACUGGGGUUUCCUAUCAGCUGCGUAUUCUCCAGAUGGUCUGCAGAUUGCUUCACGCCAUUUCCCCAGCUAUGCCUCAAAUUUGGUAGGCUUGAGUGCAAGUCUUAUAGGAGGCCUAGUCAUCUUGGACCAGCAAACUGGAGAACAGCGCCAUAUCUUGGAGAAAGGAAUGGACAUUUAUUACAUCCGUCCAUGCAUUUUUGGCCCACGUCGUGAGCGUUUCCUGGAGACCUCGCUGUUUGGAGUUUGCUACCGGUUGCGAAAAUGGGUUCACUCAAGUGUGGAGAUUGCUGAGCGAGGCGGGGGAAUGGAAGGCCAGGCUGGUUUGGAAUACAAGGCCUACGGCUCUUAA